Molecule: messenger RNA, 528 nt
Organism: Vigna angularis (adzuki bean)
Lineage: Eukaryota; Viridiplantae; Streptophyta; Magnoliopsida; Fabales; Fabaceae
Product: late embryogenesis abundant protein 1-like
Exons: 3
Coding region: 84-284 (66 amino acids)
Source: RefSeq, a predicted model, not a curated record
GAAUAACAUCUCAUAUUAAGAAGUGCUUGUGAAAUUACCUUCGGCUUUUUCAAGAUCAGAAUUCAGAACAAGGAAAUCAAAAAAUGGACAAAUCCCAGGACAUGAGCCAUCAAGCUGGUCAAGUUAUGGGACAAGCUAAGGAGAAGGCAAGUAACAUGAUGGACAGUGCAAGCAAUGCUGCUCAAUCUGCCAAAGAAUCAUGCCAAGGGGCUGGCCAACAGAUGCAGGCAAAGGCACAAGGUGCUGCUGAUGCUGCCAAAAACGCAGCUGGGGCUAACAAAUGAAUAUAAUGGAGAUCUCUCCAACUCCAAGUGGCUAUUUGUCUCUUCCAGAUUUUGGUUUUUGGAUUUUCUGCAUUUGUUUGCUUUUGCUAUCUUUUGCUUUUGGCAUUUUUUUCCCUUUUCAGAUGAACAAAUAAGAUUGUUUGUGUAUCAGCCACUUGAAUGAAGACAUUUUGUUUUUAGAAUAUCAUAUAUUAUAUAGUUCACAGACAACCAUUUUUCAAUAAAAAGACGCAGGUUAUUGCAA